CUGAAUCCUUUUCGACCGCCGUUUUUACACAUAGAUUUGACGUCGAUCGCCGUGCAUGAUCAGAAUCUUGUGUGUGGGGAUCGGCGUGACAGAUUGCUGGUGUUUUCUAGGGUGCCCGAAUGGGCCUGGGCCCCGGUUUCACAGUGGACGAGAGUGAGAUGUGGGACUUUGUUUGCGCUAUAAAUACUAGUGGUUCGCUGCCGCGGAGCCCGUGGCGGAGGGUGAUAUAUGGCGAAGGCGCGAAGGCACGCCGAAGACCGCCUGCUCGGCACCGCGCACGGCCGGGCGGCCGGCUCUGAUCUCCCGGACCUCUCCGAGGAUGAUGUCUUCUCGACCUUAGAAUCCGGAUGGAGACUAACUGACCCCGGCCGGAGUCGUUGCGAAGGGGAGGGCGAGGACAGGGAGGCGUCACUCCCGCCGGUGGCGUCCGCGGCGAUGUCGGCGCCAGUCGAGGUGCCGGCGUGGACGAGACUUCACCGGGUGGAGGACGAGGAGGAAGCAGAGGUUGGCGGGUGGAUGCCGCCGCACGAGUACCUGGCGAGGGCGAAGGGGAGGAGCGGCGGGACGACGAGGUCGGUGCUGGAAGGGGCGGGGCGGACGCUGAAGGGCAGGGACAUGAGCCGGGUUCGCGACGCGGUCUGGAAUCGGACCGGCUUCUACGGUUGAAACCCAACCCAAGCCGGAAACAUUAGGAAUCAAUUAAAGUAAUUGGUGCCGGUUUAUUUGUUUAAAGAUUUGUUAGUGAAUUAUUUGGGUUUUGUCGGAAAUUUAGAUCGUUCUUGCUGAUGAAUUCAAAAAUCAA
Zingiber officinale is the source of this 802-nucleotide messenger RNA. RefSeq lists its product as uncharacterized. Lineage: Eukaryota; Viridiplantae; Streptophyta; Magnoliopsida; Zingiberales; Zingiberaceae. Bases 229 to 666 code for a protein of 145 amino acids. The transcript has a single exon. The record is from RefSeq and is a predicted model, not a curated record.